CUUCCUCUUCCCACCCACAGCCAGCAGCCCGAUGGGAUGCUGGCGGAAUGUUUGAGGCGGGCUCUUCAGAGAGACCCAGGUGCUGGGACAACGUCCACGGGCCGCUAGUCCUUAUCGCCACAGCGUUUCACCACAUCAGCAUUACCUGGUGCUGAGCCAUUUUGGACGCGGGGCUCGACGCUGCAGCUCCACUCUCCCCCUUUCUUUCUCUCUCUCUGCUGGCCGCUGAGCGCAGAAGAAGCCCACACGGAAGUUGGUGGAUGGCAGCUCUUUUCCAGAAGUUCACAAUGAGGACGAGCGUUUUGGUGCUGCUGCUCGGAGCUUUCACCUGUGGACUGGCACAGGGAGACGAAAACACAGCCGACGAGCUGCAGGUGGAGACCUUGGUGAAACCAGAAACUUGCUCGGUACUCUCCACCAUGGGAGACACGCUGCAAAUCCACUACACGGGUAAACUGAUGGAUGGAAAAGUGAUCGACACAUCACUAUCUCGGGAUCCUCUGGUCGUCGAGCUGGGGAAGAGGACAGUUAUCGCCGGUCUGGAACAAAGUUUGCUUGGCGUGUGUGAAGGGCAAAAAAUCAAAGCCACUAUUCCUUCUCACCUUGCAUAUGGGAAAAAAGGUUAUCCUCCGACCAUUCCAGGUGAUGCUGCGCUUGAGUUCGAGGUGGAAGUGAUUUCUCUAAUGCAACAGACACAGUGGCAGAAAAUGGUCAAUGAUGUGUUCCCCCUCGUGUGCUUGGCUCUGGUGCCCACUCUGCUUGGCUUGGUGGGACUUUACCUCUACCAAAAGGCCAAUGCCCAGAAGCCUAACAAAAAGAAGGCGAAGGACAAGAAGAGCAAGAAGAAAUAAGGACAAGCCACAGAACUAUUUAAAUAAAUUUUUUUAAUUGAAA
Messenger RNA from Stegastes partitus (bicolor damselfish), 894 nucleotides. RefSeq names its product FKBP prolyl isomerase 11 (gene fkbp11). Gene Ontology annotation, biological process: protein peptidyl-prolyl isomerization. The transcript is spliced from 6 exons. The record is from RefSeq and is a predicted model, not a curated record. Bases 261 to 851 code for a protein of 196 amino acids. Gene Ontology annotation, molecular function: peptidyl-prolyl cis-trans isomerase activity. Lineage: Eukaryota; Metazoa; Chordata; Actinopteri; Pomacentridae. Gene Ontology annotation, cellular component: endoplasmic reticulum.